AAGGACGAGCAGACCAGAAAUGGGACAAAUCCGUCAGGAUAAGGGACAGGAACCCAAAAAAUAAUUAUAGAUUAAAAAAAAAGGAGAUAAACGACAAAGGAUCUAAUUAUCAGACUGAGUCAGCGGCAGCGAUGCUGGGCUGGAGUCACACGCCAGGAGCGAACUGAUCCGGGGGCUCGAGCGGCAGCGCACCAUCCCGGGGACGCACGCUAUCAUGGACUGCAUCAUGGACUGCAUGGCGAUAUUCGAUCACCACGUGUGCAAUGGCGUAUGUGGCUGCUGUGGAGCUCUGCGUCCUCGCUACAAAAGACUGGUGGACAACAUCUUCCCGGAGGACUCCGAGGAUGGUCUGGUCAAAGCGAACAUGGAGAAGUUGACCUUCUACGCACUUUCAGCCCCAGAAAAACUGGACCGCAUUGGCGCCUACCUCUCGGAGCGGCUGAGCAGGGAUGUGUCCAGGCACCGCUAUGGUUACGUCUGCAUCGCCAUGGAGGCUCUGGACCAGCUCCUCAUGGCCUGUCAUUGCCAAAGUAUUAACCUAUUCGUGGAGAGUUUUCUGAAGAUGGUGGCCAAACUCCUGGAAUCUGAGAAACCGAACCUCCAGAUCCUGGGGACCAAUUCUUUUGUCAAGUUUGCCAACAUUGAGGAGGAUACGCCGUCCUACCACCGCAGCUACGAUUUCUUUGUUUCCCGCUUCAGUGAGAUGUGUCACUCCAGCUAUGAGGAUAUGGACAUAAGGACAAAGAUCCGGAUGGCAGGAAUAAAAGGUCUUCAGGGAGUCGUCAGGAAGACGGUGAACGAUGAACUUCAGGCCAAUAUCUGGGACCCUCAGCACAUGGAUAAGAUUGUUCCGUCUUUACUCUAUAACCUCCAGCAGGUGGAAGAAACAGAAAGCCAUGUCGAUUCUCCUGUGUAUAUGAACCUGUGUGCCUUACCCGUCUCAUCCUUCACCAUUGUCCUGGGUGAACCUAAGACCUGGCAGCCACAGAGUACUGGAGGGAUUGUCCUAAAGGGAAAAGCGGCUGCCGUAGGUGGAAGAACCUUGAGUCGGUCGCCAUCGCCAUUACAAAAUGCAGAUAAAGAAAAGGACAUCCCGGCAGAACUGGCCGAGCGCUGCCUGAGGGAGCUGCUGGGGAGGGCAGCCUACGGGAACAUCAAGAACGCCAUUAAACCUGUCCUUAUGCACCUUGAUAACCAUUCCCUAUGGGAGCCCAAGGUCUUCGCCAUACGCUGUUUUAAGAUCAUCAUGUAUUCAAUACAGCCGCAGCAUUCCCACCUGGUGAUACAGCAGUUGUUAAGUCACCUUGAUGCCAACAGUAAAAGUGCUGCCACUGUCCGGGCGGGCAUUGUGGAGGUUCUGUCUGAAGCCGCUGCCAUUGCAACCACUGGAUCUGUGGGCCCCACGGUGCUGGAGGUAUUUAACACCUUACUCAGGCAGCUCAGGCUCAGCAUUGACUAUGAACUGACCGGCUGCUACGACUCGGUGCUCAACAUCGGGACCAAGAUCAUCAAGGAGCACGAGGAGAGAAUGUUCCAGGAGGCCAUCAUUAAGACUAUAGGAUCUUUUGCCAGCACAUUGCCUGCAUACCAGAGGUCAGAGGUCAUGCUCUUUAUCAUGGGGAAAGUGCCACUUCCUUCUAUGCAUCACCCCAUGAUGGAGCCGGGAAGACCAGGGGAGAACAGGAACCGCCUGAUCCAGAUCAUGUUGCUGAAGUCGCUACUGCAGGUUUCCCUAGGAUUCCAGUGUAGCAAUAUGCUGACCGCCUUACCCAGCUCCUUCCUGGACCCGCUGCUUUCCUCCGCCCUGAUGGAAGACGCCGAGCUAAGAUUGUUUGUCUUGGAGAUUCUUGUUUCGUUGAUUGAUCGCCAUGACAACAGACAGAAGUUUUUGUCUAUCAGUACUGUGCCGGACAUCGCCGUAUUGAAGCUCAAGGUGGACAAGUGUUCCAGACAAGAUACGCUCUUCAUGAAGAAGCACUGUCAGCAGCUGUAUCGGCACAUCUACCUGAGCUGUAAUGACCCCGGCAAUGUCCAGGCCCACUAUGAGGCUCUGUACGCCCUCCUGCUGAUGAUCAGCAUCGAACUGGCCAAUGAGGAGGUGGUUGUGGAUCUCAUCCGUCUGGUCUUAGCCGUGCAGGACCUGGCUCUGAAUAAUGAGGACAAUCUUCCGGCAUAUAACCGCUGUGCGCUGCAUGCCCUGUGUGCCGCCUACCUGAACCUGAUCAGCCAGCUCACCACUGUCCCAGCGUUCUGCCAGCACAUUCACGAGGUAAUAGAAAUGAGAAAAAAAGAAGGCGUCUAUCUUCUUCCGGAAGACAUCUUCAUCGAGAAACCCAGGUGGUCGAAGAGCGUGGAUCGCAUUGACUCCGAGCUGCUCUUUCUGCAGAGUAAGGUCAGCGAAGUGUUGGGAGGAAGUGGCUAUAAUUCGGAUAGGCUAAGCACCCCCUACGUUCCCCAGCUAACAGAUGAAGACCGAUUAUCUAAGCGGAAGAGCAUCGGGGAGACAAUAUCUGUGCAGGUUGAAGUGGAGUCCAGGAACAGCCCCGAGAAGGAGGAGAAAGCUCCAGCAGAGGAGAUAACGUUUGAAACUCUGAAAAAAGCAAUGGUGGACAGUGUGGCGGUGGAGGAGCAGGAGCGUGAGCGGCGGCGGCUGGUGGUGGAGAAGUUCCAGAAGGCGCCAUUUGAGGAGAUCGCCGCACAUUGCGGAGCCAGGGCUUCUCUGUUACAGAGUAAACUAAACCAAAUCUUCGAGCUGACGAUACGUCCUCCGCCGAGCCCCUCCGGCACCAUCACAGCUGCGUUUGGCCAAUCCCAGAACCACUCCAUCCCUGUGUACGAGAUGAAAUUCCCUGAUCUGUGCGUCUACUGAUCUCCCACAAGCUAACACGUGUCCUGCUCUACAGCAUGUUCCUCUCUCUACGAGAGACCUGCAGUACUGAGACUCUCCACCGGGGUCACCCUCUUCUUCCAGCCGCACUUGUGCCAGGUUAUGUCCGGAAAUAAUGUUCUGUUUGCACUAAAACCUAUGGAUGUCUUCUCCGUGCUGCAUUGUUCUUGUAUGAAUUCCUGUACAGCCUGAGGGAUCUACGUUUAUCAUGGAGAGAAACCCUUUAAGUCCCAUGAGUCGGCCCGAUGCAUUGCCUCACAACCCUCAGCGUGGUCCGUGUCUGCAUGGAGACCGGUGCAGUGAUGUAGCAGUGCUCUCCUAUUCCCAGUGUGUAUGGACGUCCCACAAUAGGAGCCGGACGCUUGGACUGACCGAGGCUUGGUAGAGCGGUGGACACGGUCAUAUCUUCUGAAGUUAUCGGUGAAGUUGAGACUCGGAGUUCUAUAACCAGAGAUACAUGUUCUGCAGCUGAAAGGAAGAUGAUGAAUGGGAAGGUUCAUCGGGCACCGUGGGCGGCUCAUGAAUGGCAGCGGAUGUAUAGUGCUGUUGAAUCUCAUAAUAAGAAACUCUACUGGCCUUGGAGAUACAGAGCCAGAAGGUUCAUCGUAUCCAUCUCUAUGUGAGACGCCGUCCUUACCAGGAGCAACAGACCGGGAGGAAGACGGGGGAACUAUAACCCAAGAAAGAAGAAGAACAGGGGCGCAGUGUAACCAUGGUGGCCCCAUAGAUAACGUGGGAUAUGACCACCAUCAAGAGCAAGUGAGGAAGAAGAACAGGGGUGCAGUGUAACCAUGGUGGCCCCAUAGAUAACGUGGGAUAUGA
This is a messenger RNA of Hyla sarda, 3709 nucleotides long. It is a transcript of the gene EFR3B, whose product is annotated as EFR3 homolog B. Gene Ontology annotation, biological process: protein localization to plasma membrane. NCBI's taxonomy places the organism in Eukaryota, Metazoa, Chordata, Amphibia, Anura, Hylidae. The coding region runs from base 215 to 2869 and encodes 884 amino acids. The record is from RefSeq and is a predicted model, not a curated record. The transcript is spliced from 24 exons. Gene Ontology annotation, cellular component: plasma membrane.